GGCAUGCAUUUUUUGGUAGGAAGCUAGUUUUCCUGUACAGUGUCGUGGAUUUUAUUUGUAAAAGUUUGUGAAGGAUCUGAUCAUACACGGACCGGAUUGUUUAUAACUAAUCGUUGUUUCUAUCAAAACGUCAUCAACCAGUUUGCAGGUGAGGUAGAAGUCCAGGUAAAACUCUUGAACCACCCGUGCCGUCAUGGGAUGUGGGGCGUCCCGAAGCUUGGACUAUUCGUCUGACAUUAGCCAGCAAUGGGAUAGCGUGCAAAAGACAAUAGAAGUCAAACAACAAAAGAAGAAACUUGUCAUUAAGCGCGUCGGCUGGAAGACCGUCAGAAUCUUUGUGUCGUCAACUUUCAAAGAUUUUCACGCCGAGAGGGAAGUUUUGAUCAAGGAGGUGUUUCCUGAUCUGCGAGCGUGGUGUGAGAAGAGAAGGCUCUACCUGGUGGAUGUAGAUCUAAGAUGGGGUGUACCUAAAGACACCACUUCCGAAGACACUCUACGCCUGUGUCUUGGCGAGAUAGACCGAUGCUACAGUGAUAACAUUAUGCCCUUCUUCCUCAAUAUGACCAGUGAGCGAUGUGGAUGGGUACCAGGCAGUAUGGAGGUACCAGAGAAUCUACACCAAGAGUACCGUUGGAUCAAUGGACUUUCAGUGACUGAGAUGGAAAUAAUGCACGGCUCCUACCGAAAAGACAACUACAAUUCAAUAUUUGCAAUUAGAGAUGCCUCAUUUCUGGACUCCGUUCCUGUGAAAUAUCACAAUGAUUUUGUGGACUCCAACCCGGUCGCUCCUCACAAGCUCAAGAUGCUGAAAGGCAUGCUGUCAGAACGCUUCCCCAUCAAUGGUUCUUCACCCUCAUCUCUACUUUACACAGACUCCUCUUUGGCGUCAAUGGACAAUCGUGUCUUUACCUACAAAUGUUCAUUUGGUGGCAUCAGCGUGGAUACAGGCAAAGUGCAGAUGGAGGGUCUAGACCAAUUCAAAAAAGUGAUCUUUGAGUUUUUCAAGACCAGGAUUGCUGAGCAGUACCCACUAGAUGCCAAUAUCAAACUGGAUCCGUAUGAGCUACAACGUGAGGCCCACGAUAGCUUCAUGAAAAGCCGCAGCGUCAGUGUCAUCGGCAGGAAUGACGUCCUACAACGGAUGGAGGAUUUCUUGACUGGUGUAAGCACAGGUGUACCCUUGCUGCUCCUCGGUGGACCUGGGUCAGGCAAGUCGUCCAUCAUGGCUAAGGUUUCUGAUAUUGCAGUCAGUAGAGCAGCUAAUGGACAGAUACCAGGUGGAGGAGAUAAAGAUUGGCACGUCUUCUAUCAUUUUGUUGGCGCAAUUCCUGGCUCAACAGAUGUGGAGAAAAUGCUAAAAAGAUUGCUGAAGGAAAUGAAAGUCUGCAAAGAUUCCAACAUGCCCAAAGACUACGAGACUACAGCCCAGCUUGUGGGUAGUACUUUAUCCAAUCCCAAUUCUACCCCAGUCAUUAUCUUCAUCGAUGCACUCAAUCAGCUGAAUGAGGAAAAGACAACAUCCAUCCUGAGCUGGCUCCCGAGGAAGUUGGCUCCCCAAGUUCGCUGCAUCUUCUCUAUGAUCGACGAAACACCUCCACAUCGGCUGUUGAAAGAUCGCAAUCUUAAACCAGAAGAGGAGAUUGUCACUCCGCUGGACAUGGACUCCAGAAAGGAAAUUGUUUGUGACGUUCUCGGUCGUUACAACAAGCGUCUGGAUGAGGAGCAGAUGGCAACCCUUCUGGGGAAGGAGUCCUCACAGAAUCCUCUGUGGUUGGCCAUUGCAUGUGAGGAACUACGGGUCUAUGGAGAUUUCAGUACAAUCAACAGCAAGAUUACGGCACUUUCAGAUGGACUAUUGAACUUACUAAGCCAGGUUCUCGGUCGCUUUGAGAAAGAGAACGGCGGCUACCUGGUCGUAGCAACCCUGUCUCUUCUGGAAUGCUCAUCCAACGGACUUCUAGAGACGGAGCUUCUCUCCAUCCUAGGAGAUGAAAGCAACAUGGCCAUCCUAAAAACCGGGUACGCUUCCUCCGAGAACAAGAAGACGACCAGAGGCGACCCCUUACCGGCGAUCAAGUGGUCAAUGGUGUACAGAGCGCUACGCCCGUUCCUCAGACCGUUUGGCGACAGCGGGGAAGGACGCUUGGAUUUCUACCAUCGGUCGCUCAGCAAAUCCGUUCGACAAAAGUAUUUUGGGCUGCAGCCUGGUCAGGAGAGCAGUUUAGACAAUAAGAUGGGGAAAUGGUGGCAUACAAGGCUAGCUGAUUUCUUUGAAAUGGAACAGAACAUGGACCGGAAGGUUGAAGAAUACCUUUACCAGUUGGUUAAGAUUGGUGAUCAAGAGAAGCUAGCUAGGUGCCUAGGAGAGUGGCCUGUCCUAGAUAGGCUCUUUGAAGCUGACUACAGCUCUCAGCUUCUAGCAUACUGGAGAAAGUGUGAAGAAUCUGAUGGUAAAUAUACCAAGAUGGAGCAAUGCUACAAGGAUUCCCUCAAGGAGCUUGAACAAAGACCUGGGAUCUCGCAGGAAGAAGUGUCUAUGAGAUACGAGACAAUAGCCAGGGUGUUUAUUCAAGCUGGACUCUACAAUGAAUCAAAGGAUCUUAUUGAUGUGGCAGUCACAUUGGAACAAGAACAUCUCGGUUCCAGACCAGAGAGGAUGGUAGAACAUUACGCUCUCCUGGCUGAACUUUGGGAUGAGUUAUGCAAGCUUCACGAUUUCAUAAAUCCAGACCAGUUGAAUGAGUUGAGGCCAGCGAUUGACUUUGGCUUAAAAUCCAUCAAGAUCAGAGAGACAUUGGACGGAGACGAGCAUAAGUACAAGAUGGCAAACUCAGUAAUGCGACUGUCUUUCAAUUUGAAUAACUGGGCGGAGUGUGGUGGAGAUUCAAACCGCUCGGAACAAGAAGCUCAAGAUGAGUCCUUCGUUCAAGCCGACGAGGCCAUUCGGCUCUUCAAGGAGAUCGGUGACUUGGGCAAGGAAGCAGAAGCUAGUAUGACUAAAGCGAUCGUGUUUCCCAGGGGUGACGAAGAGCAGAUACAGUGGUAUGAACUGGCAAGAGAACAGUGCCAGCAAGCCUACGGAGAGAACUGUAAACUAAUGACUCGAAUUAUGAGCAAUAUUGGGAUAUAUUAUGAAGACAAACGUGAUUAUCAAACAGCUUACACCUACUUUGUCAAGUGGCACGAAGUAUCUACAGAGGUAUUUGGUGAGCAGCAUCCCAAGACCAAGUCUGCCUUUAGCUGCAUCAAUGAACCAAGAUACCUACAGAUUAAAGAAAGACUAUCAAGACAAAGACAAGAACAGCGAUGAAUAUCGGUUUACAGACUUUAAUCAAUUUUGUAUAAGCCAUAAACGGGUGUUUUCUUUUUAGCGUGAAAGUGCGCUGUUGGGUAAAAAAAGUCCCGGGGCUUCCCCGGGGCUGUUUUUCCUGGGGAUGAGAUUAAGGGCUAAUGCCAGAGCUGUGAUGUGGGAAAACCAAUUGGAAAAAGGUUUCCAAACUUGCUGGGUGUCGAGCCUAUAAUCGUGACAGGUGCAAUGGACGUAUCAAACGAUAUCGCUUAAGUUUUUAAAAGACAGAGUUGAGUUGUGAAAAUAUUGUUAAUAGAGAUGAAGGGAAGGGUGAGAUGCAAUUAUUAGAAGCACUGCAGGCCUGGAAUUUCAUCUUUGAGAGGGCGAGGCCAAUUUUCAGUUUUUCAAACGGCACUUUGGCAAAUUUUAAAGUUUAUGGGAAACUUUUGAAAAGGGCAGUUCAAUUUUCACAGGUUAUUUUAUGUAUAUAUUUAUAUUCAUAUAGGAUUAAAACAAUCAAACCAAAGGUAUACUUUCCUUGUAAUGUCAUACAAACCCCAAAUCAAUUUUUGUGAUUCUAAUUAUUAUAAUAAAGUGCUUAAAAAGUGUGAUUCUACGGUUAAUGCAGAGGAUUUCGAGGAUUUUGUAAACAGAGAAGUUAACUUUUGUUUAUGUUUUUUAAUGAUAUGUAUGUAUAUAGUUAUAGCUGUGUACGUGUAAAUGUUUAAAGGCGGGGUAGACAUUUGGUAAUUACUCCAAAAAUAAAUAAACAUAAAAAUCUACUUGGUAAAGAACACUGAAGAGCUGUUAAUAUUAUAAAACUAUCCCCCUGAAGUUAUGUAUAUAGUUUUAGAGAAAGGGGUAAAUUUUCACAAAGGAUUUUUUUUUUCUGAGAAAGGCUUUUGACUCGGGCAUCUGAAAGUACAUCAGUCUAUGCAACAAGGGUUGUUUUCUUUCAUAAUCUUCAUGCAACCUUGGUGACCAGUUGAGGAUUUGUUAUUCUAUGCAUGUGUUGGGAUACACAACGUGUGGACACUGGCUUUUGAUAAUUACCAAAGGUUUAUUCUGCCUUUAGUCUGUGCCAUAAGUGUACUUAAAAGUAUAUUUUUUAAUAAAGUUGUCCAGUUACGCACAAG
Molecule: messenger RNA, 4425 nt
Organism: Asterias rubens (European starfish)
Lineage: Eukaryota; Metazoa; Echinodermata; Asteroidea; Forcipulatida; Asteriidae
Product: telomerase protein component 1-like
Exons: 24
Coding region: 194-3310 (1038 amino acids)
Cellular component (GO): Cul4-RING E3 ubiquitin ligase complex
Molecular function (GO): protein binding
Source: RefSeq, a predicted model, not a curated record